UAUGAAAUUUAGAUGGCUAAUCCCUUUUUGUUAUUUUUUUUCCAGUUUUCAGCUAUUCUGGCCAUUAUAUUCUUCAUCCAGUUAGCUCUGGGAGUGUUUGUCUUUGUGUUUCAAGAUAAAGUUGAAGGCUUUGUUUCAAAAAAAAUAGAGUCAACAAUCAUAAACUACAGAGAUAAUGUAGACUUGCAGAGUUUUAUUGAUGGUGUUCAACAAAAUUUUCAGUGUUGUGGUGGAAAGGACUACAAUAACUGGCAAAAGAACCUUUAUUUCAACUGCUCCUCUCCUGGUGCUGAAGCUUGUGGUGUUCCAUUUUCUUGUUGUCGAGAGGAUACUCUCAACACACAGUGUGGCUAUAAUAUCAGAAAACCCUCAUACACUGAGACCGAUAGGAACGCUAUUAUUUACACCAGAGGCUGCAUAGAAGCAGUGAAGGAGUUUUUCAAGGAGAACAUGAUUAUAAUUGGUGGGAUUGCAGUUGGCCUGGCUUUGAUGCAGAUCAUGGGCAUUUGUUUUGCAAACAGCCUUACAGCAGACAUCAAGAUGCAGAUGGCGAGAUGGGAACGGGACUACUAUUGAAAGUGUUUGCUUUUUAAGUCCAUCAGUAGAUGUAGUAUAUUUCAAAGCAGUAAAGGUUUUUAUACAUUUUAUAAUGAUAUCAGCUAUAACAAAUAGAACCCAUGUGCUCUGCAUACAGAAACUGAUCAUUAUGGAUAUAUUUGCACCCAAUCCUACAAUGCACUGGUUGAUAAACAUAAUUAUUGUAUUUAUUAACUAAUGUAUUCAUAACGCAUUUCCAUCUCUUAAUUUUACAGUAACAUAUUAAUGAGAAUGUUUGGAAAGGAGAUGGGACUUCAGGUUUCAGUGAAGCCCUAACCUGAAAAAUGAAAGAGAAACAUAAAAAAAUACUCAGACCAUUGACUCCCAAAUUAAAAGUCCAGUUUGCAGUGUAGUUAUUCUUUUUUUCCCCAUUCCCCAGAAGCUUGAUUUCUUUUGACACAAAUAAUUGAAAUCAAGGUGUUAAUUUGACAUUAAGGUUAUGGUAAUGUCAUCUUAGUCACUGCUGUUCUUUGUAUAUUUUUCUCAAUUAUAUUGUUAAUAUAUUCCACACAUUUCAAAGUACACUUGAUAUUGGGCCAGUGUGGUCAAACCAUGCUUUACAUAUACCCCAGUAUUGUAUUACCCAACACAGGAAAAAUAAUACUAUUGUGCUAUGCAAGGCUGUACUCUAAAUGCCAUGGGGCUCAAUGCUUACAUUUGGUCAUUUGAUAAGCAUGUUUAUCUUGUCCUCUAAAGACAAAAGUUGAUCCGUAGGGAGGUCACUAGUUACACACAGUACAGCUGUGCAAUACAUUGCAAGAUGUUGUUUGAUGUGAUUAGAAUCUGUUGAAAUCUAGAUGAAAUAUUUUAUGAGUAGCUUGGUUUGCCCUCUGUAGGUUUACAGGGUAAAGUCAGGUCUUAAGAAGAUGUGUUUGAUAUAGGUGAACACGGGCAGCUGGGAAUCGAACCUAUGUUAAAAAAAGCAUCAGUGCUCACCAUAACUUCCCUACACAAACAGUCUUUUUAGCAUAUAUAUGCAGUCCAGAAGAGUAACCACUGCAUGACAGAGCAGAAGAAGUUCUGUAAAAGAGACUAGCCCUUUGAGUGGAGAAAGGAUAAGUAAAGGAAGAUAUUUUUAAACUACACAUGGAGUGUAUAAAGGUCACCAGCUGUUGCACUCCAGAGUUUGUUUUUUGUGGGGGAGCAGAGAUGUUUUUUGUUAGCCGGCAGACAAAUUAAUAUAAAUUUUCCAUUGAUCAAGAGGUGAACUGGCUUCCCACACUUCAUUGUCAUUAUUUUAAAGAGUUUGUAAUCAUCCUCAACUGCCAUGCAGGCUAUGUUAGUUGAUAUUUGGGGCCGGGCCCUUCAUAUAGAUUAUCAUUGAUAGCUGGUCUAAUUUCAAUGCACUUUUUUGUUUGUUUGUGUUCUUUGUUUCGGUUGUAGUCUCUUAUUUUAUUUUCUGUUCAGCAAAGAUCAAGAUGAGUUUCUUCCUUUGAAUCAUUUUUCAGAACUGAGAUUAGAUACCAGAAUAAUUUAUGUUUUGGGAGAAAUGGAAGAAAUAACGUAUAUUGCUUGCAAAGAAGCUUUUCUGAGGUGAAAUAAAAUCAAGAAAAUUGAACAAAAGUUGACUUAAAAGAGCUGCAUCAUCUACUUGUGAACUCUUUUCCCAGUUUCACAAGGAAGCAAAAUUAUAUUUAGCGAUAAUUUUAUGAGCUCUGCCCGUGCCUAAAGGCAUUUUGGAUUACACUUUUGUAUCAUUACUGAAGAGAGAGAGAGAGAUUUAGGCUUGUGAUUAGAUGCUUGAAUGUAAAAGAGUUUGUUAACUACUUGGCUUAAAGAACCACAUUUUGGACAUGGAGUAAACUUAAACAAAAGUCGUGUGUGGUUGUGGCAGUUUUGCACUGUGAUUAUACAGCUUGUUUCACGAUCAAAUACCCACCACUAAGAUUGACAAUACAAAGGCUAUUUUUUCAAACUGAUUAUUCUGCCCUGUCAGGAGCACAGUCCCUAGUCAGUCCUCACAUGGGAGGAGUUAUUCCUGCCAUGGGUUCGCUUCAUGUUGAAAAAUGUAGGAAAAUUUGUGUGCAAUGAGUUUAAUUUCCAAUGAGCGUUAUUAUGAUGAUCUAUUUUGCCAUUUAGAUUUAAGCUCGCUGUGUAAAUAAAAGAUUUUUUAUUGUAUGUA
Orbicella faveolata is the source of this 2719-nucleotide messenger RNA. Its product is annotated as tetraspanin-5-like. The record is from RefSeq and is a predicted model, not a curated record. Gene Ontology annotation, cellular component: plasma membrane. Lineage: Eukaryota; Metazoa; Cnidaria; Anthozoa; Scleractinia; Merulinidae.